This is a messenger RNA of Rhinichthys klamathensis goyatoka, 2072 nucleotides long. It is a transcript of the gene pip5k1ba, whose product is annotated as phosphatidylinositol-4-phosphate 5-kinase, type I, beta a. NCBI's taxonomy places the organism in Eukaryota, Metazoa, Chordata, Actinopteri, Cypriniformes, Leuciscidae. Gene Ontology annotation, molecular function: phosphatidylinositol kinase activity. Gene Ontology annotation, biological process: phosphatidylinositol metabolic process. The transcript has 15 exons. Bases 147 to 1688 code for a protein of 513 amino acids. The record is from RefSeq and is a predicted model, not a curated record.
AGAAACAAGCCAUGGCUUAAUGAUAUACAUUUAUUACUUGUAGGCUACGCUUAUUUUCUCAGAAAAACACUGACGACGCCAGGAGUCAUUUUCGGCUGGAUAUGCGGUGACUCUGACCUCUGAUCAACAGCAGAGUGGUUUACAAGAUGAGUUCAACAACAGACGAGACCGGAGGUGGAAGACCUCAGAAAACUGGGGGCAAAGACCACAAAAAGCCCACAGCUGAAGCCUUGAGAGGAGCCAUCCAGCUUGGCAUUGGGUACACAGUCGGCAAUCUGACCUCCAAACCAGACAGAGAUGUUCUCAUGCAAGACUUUUACGUUGUUGAGAGUGUCUUUCUCCCAAGCGAAGGCAGCAAUCUGACCCCAGCUCAUCAUUACCCUGACUUUCGCUUUAAGAAUUACGCUCCUUUGGCUUUCCGUUACUUCAGGGAGCUCUUUGGGAUUAAACCAGACGAUUAUCUGUACUCUAUUUGUAAAGAACCUCUGAUCGAGCUGUCGAACCCUGGAGCGAGUAGCUCGUGGUUUUACUUAACCAGUGAUGAUGAGUUCAUUAUAAAGACUGUGCAGAACAAAGAAGCUGAAUUUCUGCAGAAGCUGCUUCCAGGUUAUUACAUGAAUCUGAACCAGAACCCAAGGACCCUCCUACCGAAGUUUUACGGGCUGUACUGCAUUCAGUGUGGCGGUGUUAAUAUCAGAUUGGUGGUGAUGAACAACAUUCUGCCUCGCUCUUUGAAAAUGCACUACAAAUACGACUUGAAGGGCUCCACUUACAAACGCAGAGCGUCACGGAAGGAGCGUGGCAAAUCCUCCCCGACCUUUAAAGAUCUGGACUUCCAGGAGAUGCACGAAGGCCUUUACUUCGAUGCAGACACGUACAGCGCCUUGAUGAAGACUCUUCAGAGAGAUUGUCGGGUGCUGGAAAGCUUUAAAAUCAUGGACUACAGUUUGCUGCUGGGAAUCCAUGUUCUGGACAGGAAGAUGAGGGGGAGAGGAGGCCGAGGGGACAGUAAGCGUCAGGGUGGGCAGAAGGUCCUGUACUCCACAGCCCGCGAGUCCAUUCAAGGAGACGGCAAAGCUGCCGAGCCUCUCGCUGACGCCGACGACGACACAAUGGGUGGCAUCCCUGCUAAACACAAAGAAGAGAAGUUGCUGAUCUUUUUGGGGAUUAUUGAUAUCCUGCAGUCCUACAGAUUUAUAAAGAAGGUUGAACACUCAUGGAAGGCUCUUGUGCAUGAUGGUGACACAGUAUCUGUCCAUAGACCUAAUUUCUACGCUGACAGAUUCCUGAAAUUCAUGGGUGGCACGGUAUUUAAAAAGAUUCACCCUCUCCGUGGAGCGUCCUCGAGAAGGAAGAAGAGCUCUAUCCAGUGUCGGUCCGCCUCACAGGAGGUCCUGUCGACUGUAAAUGAAGAGAGUCAAGAAGAGAGGAGGGCGCUAAGCCUCGAAAAACUCGAAAACAUCGAUGAUACAGAUAAACCCUCCCCUCAGAAACCUGAUGUUAUUCCAAGCUCCACAAGACUCGAUCCAGCUGUUUCCGUGGCCACUUUGUCUUCUGCUUCCUCUUUAGAUGAUGUGAAAACUGAACUACAAACAGAAAACAGAACGUCCAGCUCGACUCUUGCUCUGGAGGACGGCAUUCCUCCUCUUCCGAGCACACCCGAGUCUGGUCUGGACGUCUACCUGUGAUGCGUAAGGCUUUCUGAAGCGGACCAGAUCAUCGAAACAUUGCUGUCUCACCCGUCACUCCACAACUUUGCACAAUGGAUAUCUCUAGCUGCUAAUUCACAUGGACUGAGAAAAGCCUUACGUCUGAAACCAUGGCAGAGUGAUUGCCACACUAUAGUACUGCAGUGCCUUACACUGUGCACUUUGUACCCACUUGAAAACACAAGUUUGUUGCAUAAUAAUAGUUACACUCCCAUUAGACCAGUGUACUGUAACUGUCUCAUAAAUGCACUGGUCGGUACGCAUGUUAAAGCUGUGACACCUGAUUAAAGCAUGUGUCAUACAAAGAAAUGUAUAAUUUAUUCUAUAUGAAUCAUGGUAUAAUUAUAUUGUGAGCACUCCUGA